AUGAAGAUGCAGCUCCCUCGCUGUUCCAUGCUGGGAUGGCAGGCUAAGGCUUAUUGUGCUACUAUGGUGGUGCAUGCACAUCCUCCCCCCUUCCCUGUACCCUUCCCCUUCAGCCUCGGAGGACGACCGGUGAGACUUUCCGACUUUUGCCAUGAAUUUGGAGAAGAAACGAGUGUACUCAUCGUUGUCUCCAGCAGCUGUUCUACAUUUCUGAAGGCCAUGGUCGAUGGCCGGAAGCACGCUGCGUUCGCAGAGAACGGACUGGGUGUCGUACCAGCUGCGGAGCCUCUGUUUAUUAUUUUGGAUUAUGGCCUGAAAGGACACGGCCAAGGGAUGUUCCCUGCCCCCGUUCCUUCCAUCGCGGCACGAUCAGUGAAGUGUCCAGCUCCCCGCGCCGCGUCUGUGUCUGUGUGGCAUACACGAGGAGGUGCAUACGCCCGUUGGAGAACUUGGCAGAUUGACUGGCGCAACCGUGACUGGCGUCACAUGCUCGACAGACUUCUCGCAGACCUUCUUGACGUUCUUGAGGCAGACAUUACCGUUUCCGAGCCAUUCGCUUCGAACUAUCCACGCGAACCCCGAAGAUCGGCCAUUCUGAAGUGGGAGAAAUCUUUGGUCCCGAAGAUACAGUUCUACUGCCUGAAGAGGAGGAAUACAAGCGAAUACUGA
Verticillium alfalfae VaMs.102 is the source of this 669-nucleotide messenger RNA. RefSeq lists its product with no specific name. The coding region runs from base 1 to 669 and encodes 222 amino acids. The record is from RefSeq and is a predicted model, not a curated record. NCBI's taxonomy places the organism in Eukaryota, Fungi, Ascomycota, Sordariomycetes, Glomerellales, Plectosphaerellaceae. The transcript has 4 exons.